Molecule: messenger RNA, 1585 nt
Organism: Cryphonectria parasitica EP155
Lineage: Eukaryota; Fungi; Ascomycota; Sordariomycetes; Diaporthales; Cryphonectriaceae
Product: eukaryotic translation initiation factor 3, subunit 6
Exons: 2
Coding region: 272-1585 (437 amino acids)
Biological process (GO): translational initiation
Cellular component (GO): nucleus; eukaryotic translation initiation factor 3 complex; cytoplasm
Molecular function (GO): translation initiation factor activity
Source: RefSeq, a predicted model, not a curated record
CCUCAACACCGACGACUUGGCGAAACGACCCUACACUAGGUAGUCAGUCAGUCAGUCAGUCAGUCAGUCAGUCAGUCAUAUCCUCCCUCCUCCUCUCUCUCUCUCUCUUUCACUCUGGGCUUGACCGAUCUCGACUUCGACCCGAACCUCGACCUCGAGCCUUCUCCACCAUCCCCCAUUCUCGACGUCGAUUUACCUCUAGGACUGGUACCCACACCUCGUCCAUAACCUACCUGCCUAUCUUUUGCGAUACCACCUAUCGAUACCCACGAUGGCAGACCUCGCAACGUCGGAGUUCGACCUCCUGCCCAAGCUUGUCACCAAGCUGGACCGCCACCUCAUCUUUCCCCUCCUCGAGUUCAGCAGCAGCGUGGUGGAGAACGAGGAUGGCAACGCCGACAAGACGCGCGAGCUGCUCAAGGCCAAGUACGAGCUGCUCAAGAAGACCAACAUGACCGACUACGUCGCCAACCUGUACUGCGACCUCGAGGGCCUCCAGGAUCCACCGAAGGAGUUCGCCGACAAGAGGCAAAAGGUCAUCGAGACCUUGGAGAACUUUGAGGAUAGCACCAACAAGCUCACCGAGCUGCUGCAGACCGAGGAGGUCGUCUCAAACCUGAGGAGCGACAAGGUUGCCAACUUGGAAUUCCUGAAGAAGGAGCAUGAUGUUACGAUUGAAAUGGUCAACGCUCUUUACGACUUUGGCAACUUCCAGUACAGCUGUGGAAACUACGGUGCGGCAGCCGACCUGCUGUUCCAGUUCCGUCUUCUGUCCACGGACAACGACAAGGUUCAGGCGGCGACGUGGGGCAAGCUCGCGUCCGAGAUCCUGAGCACCAGCUGGGAGGCAGCUCUGGACGAGCUGAAGAAGGUGAGGGAGGGCAUCGACGAGAGACUCUACAACAACCCCCUCGCACAGCUGCAGCACCGUACCUGGCUCAUCCACUGGGCCCUCUUCCCCCUCUUCAACAACGACGCCGCACGCGACCAACUCCUCGAGAUGUUCUUCCGGCCCGAAUAUAUCAACACUAUUCAGACCUCGUGUCCCUGGAUUCUGCGGUACCUCACCGCCGCCGUUAUCACCGGCCGCGGCCGUGCGCGGAACUCGGGUGUGCAGCAGAAGCAACUCAAGGACAUUGUGCGCAUCGUGCGACAGGAGGCGUACGAGUACAACGACCCCCUGACCGACUUCGUGCGCGCCCUGUUCAUCGACUUUGACUUUGAGGAGGCACAGCGCCAGCUGAGCCGCGCCGAGGAGGUGAUCCGCGGCGACUUCUUCCUGUCGACAGCGGGUGGCGAUGUCUUUGUCGACAACGCGAGGCACCUGAUCUUUGAGAGCUACUGCAAGAUCCACGCACGCAUCGACAUCAAGGGCCUGAGCGCCAGCCUGGGCCUCAACAACGAGGAUGGCGAGAAGUGGAUUGUGAACCUGAUCCGUGACACGCGUCUGGACGCCAAGAUCGAUUCCAAGGAGGGCACCGUCAUCAUGAAUCACCCGCCCAGCAGCGUCUACCAGCAGGUCAUUGAGCGGACCAAGGGAGGAUUCUUCAGGACGCAAGUGCUGAACUCGGCGGUGGCACGGUAA